Molecule: messenger RNA, 1509 nt
Organism: Papaver somniferum (opium poppy)
Lineage: Eukaryota; Viridiplantae; Streptophyta; Magnoliopsida; Ranunculales; Papaveraceae
Product: probable protein phosphatase 2C 12
Exons: 4
Coding region: 69-1034 (321 amino acids)
Biological process (GO): protein dephosphorylation
Molecular function (GO): protein serine/threonine phosphatase activity
Source: RefSeq, a predicted model, not a curated record
GGAACACCAAACCCAUCCAUUAUUCAGUUUCUUAACUUCAAUACCAAAAAAAAGUAGAUUCUGAAACCAUGGGAAUGUGUAUAUCAUCUGUUAAAUCUUCCAACAUUCAUGAUGAAAACACUAAAACACAGCAAGAUAUCUAUCAAAAUGCAAUUUUCAUUCAUUCAAGUUCAUCUAAAACUCCAAUAGGUUCAGUUUCUUCUCAACAAGGUCAGAAAGGAAUAAACCAAGAUUCUGCUAUACUUCAACAGGGUUUUGGGAUGGAUGCUGGAGUUUUCUGUGGAGUGUUUGAUGGACAUGGAAAGAACGGCCAAAUUGCGAGUAGAUUAGUUAGAAGUUGGUUACCUGGUUUAAUAUUAAACCAAAAGAAAGCAAUUUCUUCACUUGAUUUGGUUUUCAAUAAGGAUUCUGUUGAGGAAUGGAGUAAAGCCUGUAUUGGUGCUUACAAAGUAAUGGAUAAAGAACUUAAACUUCAAGAAAACUUGGAUUGUUCUUGUAGUGGAACUACUUCUGUUACUGUCAUCAAACAGGGUGAAGAUCUUGUUAUUGCUAAUCUCGGUGAUUCGAGGGCCGUAUUAGGGACUGGUUCUAAUAAUGGUGAACUGAUGGCUGUUCAGUUAACAACUGAUCUAAAGCCUAGUGUACCAGAAGAAGUUGAAAGAAUAAAGAAGAGUAAUGGUCGGGUAUUUGCACUUGAAAACGAACCUCACAUUUCCCGUGUAUGGUUACCUGACCAGAAUUUCCCAGGACUUGCGAUGACAAGAGCUUUUGGAGAUUUCGAGCUCAAAGAUUAUGGAGUAAUAGCUAUUCCACAAAUAUCACAUCAUCAUUUAAACAUCAAUGACAAGUUUGUUGUUCUUGCGUCUGAUGGGGUGUGGGAUGUUCUUAGCAACCAACAAGUUGUAUCUAUUGCGUCAUCGUCAAGACCAGAAACAGCUGCAAGAGAAGUCGUAGAUGCUGCGGUUAAUUCAUGGAAACAAAAGUUUCCUCACUCGAAAAUGGAUGAUAUUUCUGUUUCUUGCAUGUUCUUCUAGGACAAAUACAUUUUCUAGUAUAUUUCUCUAGAAACCUCUUCACAUGACAGAAUAACUGGUAAAGUCGUCGGGGAUGAAACCAACCGGAGCUUUGAGCUCAUCCUCCCCUGAAUCCUAGUGAACGACUAAAGAAUUAAAGAAAAACAAAAAAACUGAUUCUGGUUCUUUAACUUUUACUAACUGAAGUUAUUCUAGAGAUGGGAAUUUACUACAAGUCGAUCGGAGUCACCAAAUUGCAAAAUCAUGGAGCUGAUGAGGCAUAGCUAGCUGUUUACAAUAGCGUGAUCAGCAUUCAACUCGAUCUCUUUAGCGUAGCUGUUGUUGUAUGUAUGUAUUAUGAAAAAAAAUAUAUAGUGUUGAGAUAUGUAAUAAUGAUAAUAGUCUUGUAAGUACAAAAAUCUAUGUUCAUGUACCUACUACUAAAUCCAUCAAAGAUUGUGAUGAAGUUAAUAGAGAACAACAAGUUAACUACACA